Phaethon lepturus (White-tailed tropicbird) is the source of this 2664-nucleotide messenger RNA. RefSeq names its product MICAL C-terminal like (gene MICALCL). Lineage: Eukaryota; Metazoa; Chordata; Aves; Phaethontiformes; Phaethontidae. Bases 1 to 2664 code for a protein of 887 amino acids. The record is from RefSeq and is a predicted model, not a curated record. The transcript has 15 exons.
AUGGCCGGGGGAAUUGCUGCUCCUGAAGGUCCUGUGGGCCAGCACUUGGGCUCUGAGGUGUGUGUAGUCCUUCUGAUGCGUCCGGGACAAGGAUCUGCUCGUAGCAUUUUUGUUCCCAACAGGUGUAAAUUAGAAGCAACAGUGUUAAAUGUGUCAAAAGCACUACACAUGGGAGGUGAACCAAACAAAGCCACACUCCUGGAGCUUGUAACUUGUCCCUUCUGUACCGAGUCCCAGGGAACUUGCAUGGCUGAUACAUUUGUAUUUGUGCAGGAGGCUGUGGACCACUGUCUGCCCGUGGCUGACGAGCCCACCUCCCCGAAGAAGGCGAAGAACAUCCCUGACCGCCCUGACUUGGAGAGCUGGUUCUCACCCCCUUCCCCUGAGUGGGCCACUGUGAGGGUCAUCCCUGAGGAGGAGAUGGCCGAGCACAACCUUCUCGCUAUCCGAGUCAUGGUCACCAGCGAUGCAAGCAGCUGGACGGCCAGGCCCCUGGUUCCCCGCCAGCAGCAGGAUGCGGCACAAGGGGCAUCUGUCACUGGCGUGGCUGGUGCCAGUGGCUGCGAGGUCAGCCUCCCGCUGCUGCGGCAGCUCGGGCACCAUUCACCUUGUGCUGCUCCAGCAGGCCAGCCUCUGCCUAAAAAGGGGGGACGAGAGAAAUUGCAAGUCACAAAUGGCACUGCUGAGCUGGCUGCAGGGCACUCGGCUGAUUACAGCAUUGCAAAUGCUGCGAUUUCCCUUUCUUCAUCCCGUUCUGAGCUGGAGUCUGAUUUUAAUGCCAACUCGAUGAACUCGGAGGUGAGCAAAGGACAGACCUCGCUGCCAGAGCCCUCCACCUGCCCAAGCCCUGUCCGGAGGUGGGCAUCGCUCGCCAAGAGCACCGUGAUGCCAGAGGAAAACCCCAAAACAUCAAAAGUUGCUGAUGGUUUCCCUCUACUGUCCGGCAAGAAGCCUGGGUUGCACUGGAAGGACAGCUCAGCCAGCUGUCAGAGUGGUCCUGGAGAGGAUCACUCACAAACACAGUUGGCUUCUUACAAGAAACCAUCAGAAGAUACAAGAGGACAUUUCAAACCACACAGCCCAGUAUUUCAAAGAAAAGAAAAAGCCAGAGAGAUGCCUGAAGACAUCCAUGUCUAUGUGCCCCAUUGUCCCUUUCAGAGCAGCACCAGAGGUUCUCUAUGGAUCACUCCUGGGAAUGGGACACUGGCUGCUGAUUUUUCUGAGCCUGAAGAUAUAGAUGAUGAUGCUCCACCAGCUUUGUCAGUUAACGCAAAAGGUGCUCUGAGGAGUCCAGAUGCAGUUGCCAGGGAGCACACAGCUGGCCAGCCAAAAUCACCACUGAGGCUCAUAGCCAAUGUGAUCAAGAGGUCCAUUUUGGAGCCUCUAACCUCAUCUCCAGAAGGACUAAAGCAGGAUUCUGACAGCAAAGCCAAAGCUUCUUCAGAACAAGCUUUCUUCAGCUUCCCCAGUAUUCCUAGCUAUUCCCUAAGCCAAAGGAACAGUAACAAUAACAGAGCAAAUAACACUCAGCCACAGGAACUUAAAGGAAGGGAGUGGGCAGGAGAGUAUUUAGGAAAUGGGAGCCCUCCCGCAAAUCAUUCUCAUUUUUCUGUUGACUCUGAAAAGAGAUCUCUAAGGGAUUACAGUGAGGAAGUAUCCUUCCCAGUCUACAGUCCUCACACCAGGCCUUCCAAGAUGACCAGUAUACCUCAGAAAUCAUCUUGCACUAGGAUGGAGGAUGUCCCAGGACUCCUAGAAAAGUUUACGUUUAAAGAGACUUCUCCAGGGACUCCCACGGAUGACACAUUUGUCUGUAAUGAAAAGUACCUCCUUCUUUCAUCUCCAGAGCCCAAGAAAACUUCCAAGGACAAUCUGGGUGACUCUGCACAGAAGGCCAAUCUUGGGUUGCUCUUUGAUAGACCAAGAAGUAAAGUUCGUGACAGAGAAGGGAAUUUCUUUGUGUCAUCUCUGCCUUCUGUGAAGGACCGUUCUCCAGAAGACAGGCUACGUUAUCCUUCCACAGGAUGUGAACACCUACCUGUCAGAAAACAAGCUUCUGAGUAUUCUACUUCUUCCUCCGAUGAUGAAUUUGAAUCCAAACCUUCAUUAACACACAAGGCAAAACGGACUCUCAGAAGGAGAAGAAAGCUGGAGAAGGAGACAAAGCAAUUGAUUAAACAAGAGGAGCUGAAGAGGCUUCACAAAGCACAGGCAAUCCAGCGCCAACUAGAAGAAUUGGAAGAAAGACAAAGAGCUCUGGAGAUUUUUGGUGUCAAACUGGAGAGAGAACUAAGGGGAGAAUCAGAUUCAGGUGCAAAGGAUGAAACCCAGAUGCUACAUGAAUGGUUUGAGCUGGUCCUGGAGAAGAAUAAAUUAAUGCGUUAUGAGUCUGAGCUCCUGAUUAUAGCCCAAGAGCUAGAAUUGGAGGACCACCAAAGCAGGUUGGAACAAAAGCUGAGAGAGAAAAUGGCCAUUGAUGACAGCCUCAAAGAUGAGAUGGAUCUGAAUGAGGAGAAUGAAAUUUUUGCUGAGAUGAUGAAAGUGGUUGAAGAAAGGGACAAACUUGUGUCUACCUUAGAGGAGCAGAGAGUGAAAGAAAAAGCGGAAGACCAGCACUUUGAAAGCAUUAUAUUAUCUAGAGGCUAUCAGCUGAGCAGGAUUUAA